CCAGGAUUGACCAUCUAUUUCCUAACAACUGCGACCAUCGUCUCGUCCUGUCUCUGGACGAGAGCUUUGCGUUUGUACGAGUAAACAUUGGUACCCUCGAAUUUUGUUCUCGAUGUAGUUGCCAUAGGUUGCCAGCAAACUCGCACGAGGUUUGGCCGGACAUAUAUCAAUGGCGCGAACUUAUGGAUCAGUAGGCUUAUUCCAACAACUACCUUCGUCCAUUCUUCACCCUCAUAUUCAUCAUGAGCGAGCUCACCGCCGAUAUCACUACCACGAAGAAUGGUUUUACUGUCGUUGGCAACGAGGAGAUCAACUACGGGUUUCAAUUCGUUGACAACAUCUUCGAUUCUAAGCACGACCAUCUCGCGAAGAUAUACAAGCCAUGGAAGCGGGUAUUGCUCGUCACGGAUACCAACGUCAACGAGCUUUACUCAAAGCAAUGGUCCGCCUACUUUGCCCACCAUGGUAUCCCUCUGACCACGUUUAUUAUGAACGGUGGUGAGAAGAACAAGACCAUGAACACCAUGCUGUCCAUCGUCGAUGCGAUGAACGCUUUUGGUCUGAUUCGUAAGGAGCCUGUUCUCGUGGUCGGUGGAGGUCUUUGUACCGAUGUCACUGGCUACGCCUGCGCCUCCUACCGGCGCACCACGAACUUCAUCCGCAUUCCCACCACCUUGAUAGGUUUAAUUGAUGCCUCGGUUUCGAUCAAGGUUGGUAUAAACCAUGGUGCUCUGAAGAACCGCUUGGGAGCAUAUCAUGCGCCAUUGGUAACUUUCCUUGACUUCGACAUGCUCAAGACCUUGCCUGAGGGCCAGGUCCGCAAUGGCUUCGCUGAGUUGAUGAAGAUUACUUCCUGCGCUGAUGCGCGUUCGUGGAAGUUGCUUGUCGACAACGGUCCUGCCUUGAUUAAGACUCGCUUUGGUCGUGCUGAUGGUAGCGACCCCGAGCUCAAGAAGAUAGCCGACGAGAUCACCUCCCGAGGUAUCAAGGUCAUGCUCGACCUUGAGACUCCCAACCUUCACGAGAUUCGCCUGGACAGAGUCAUCGCAUUCGGUCACAGCUGGUCACCGACGUUGGAGCUCGCUCCCGUCAUCCCUCUUCGUCACGGCCAUGCCAUCAACAUCGACAUGGCGUACUUCGUUACUUUCGGAUGGACUCGUGGAUAUCUCACGAAGACGGAGCGCGACGAGUACCACCGUCUCUCACACUCCGUCGGGUUGUCCAUGGAUCACGAGCUUUUCACUCGCGACAUGAUUGUACAGGCCACUGAGGCUAUCAUGAAAACUCGCGAUGGGGCGCAACGGUUUGCUAUCCCAAGGCCUUAUGGAUCAUGCGUGUUCGUCAAUGAUGCUUCUUACGAAGAGCUUUACCAUGCCCUCGACGUCCACAAGGCCCUCAUCAAGGAGAAAUACGGCAGCGGUGACGGAAUCGAGGCGUUCGUCGACUACGGCGACCUCGGCAUGGACCCUGCUCUUCUCAAGCAGGACGUGGCGAAGGCGAACGGCACGACCUCCAACGGACUGAAUGGUACCAAUGGUCACACCACUGGCACCCCAAUCGCUGGGCCCCCCGUCGACAUCGACAUUCCUGCCCUUCCCAAGGUCGCGCCUGUUUCUGUGUGAUUGUUUGUUCCUCAGGAUGAUGAGUUCGCGGUGAAGAGACCCUCAUACAGGCAUAUACGUUACUGUAUUGUGAUGUACGAUAGUGUAGAUGAUUUCCGAUGUUGGCAGAUUUAUC
Stereum hirsutum FP-91666 SS1 is the source of this 1737-nucleotide messenger RNA. RefSeq names its product 2-epi-5-epi-valiolone synthase. Gene Ontology annotation, biological process: antibiotic biosynthetic process. The record is from RefSeq and is a predicted model, not a curated record. Lineage: Eukaryota; Fungi; Basidiomycota; Agaricomycetes; Russulales; Stereaceae. Gene Ontology annotation, molecular function: 3-dehydroquinate synthase activity. The transcript has 9 exons. The coding region runs from base 243 to 1622 and encodes 459 amino acids.